Aspergillus tubingensis is the source of this 429-nucleotide messenger RNA. RefSeq lists its product as uncharacterized. Bases 1 to 429 code for a protein of 142 amino acids. The transcript is spliced from 3 exons. The record is from RefSeq and is a predicted model, not a curated record. Lineage: Eukaryota; Fungi; Ascomycota; Eurotiomycetes; Eurotiales; Aspergillaceae.
AUGUGGUCCAGACAGAUCACUGUCCAAAAGGCCUUUAUUCUAGCUUCUUUGCUCCUCGCAUCUGGGAUCUCAGCAGCUGCUAUCCCCGUGAGCGUUCCUGACCCGGCAUCGGUCUCUGUGGCACCAACCAACACGCAAGUGCCUACCGGUCAGGGGGAUGUCAGUCCAGCCUCACUCCCUUAUGAAGGUGUCCCAGACUGUCAGUCUUGCCGUGAAGGCGAAGACAAUGAACAGACUACCGACGAAUCCGCAAUGCAGAUGAAACGAGAGAGCGACACUAUCGCAGCAAGAACUGAGACUAAAGAGCUAACUCCCGAGGAGAAAAAGGCCGAGGAGGAAGAAGCCAAGAAGUUAAAGCAGGAGGCUUUCGAAAAGUGUCAUGGGUCCGCGGGCUGCGAGGCAUUUUAUAUGUUACUGCAUGUAAUGUAG